Phytophthora sojae is the source of this 750-nucleotide messenger RNA. RefSeq lists its product as hypothetical. Gene Ontology annotation, molecular function: oxidoreductase activity, acting on single donors with incorporation of molecular oxygen; ferrous iron binding; zinc ion binding. The coding region runs from base 1 to 750 and encodes 249 amino acids. The transcript is spliced from 2 exons. The record is from RefSeq and is a predicted model, not a curated record. NCBI's taxonomy places the organism in Eukaryota, Oomycota, Peronosporomycetes, Peronosporales, Peronosporaceae.
AUGACCACCUUUGGUCACCCCGUCGUCGCCGUCUCGCACGGCCCCGAUCCGCUGUGGCUGCUCUCGUCGGGGCGAGACCCCCCCCCCAAGCGAAUCCUCUUCAUCUCCGCGCACUGGGAGUCCGACAUGAUCUACGACUACUACGGCUUCCCGCGCGAGGCCUACGACGUCGUGUACCCGGCCAAGGGCGACCCCGCGUUCGCCCGGAAGGUGAAGGAGCAGCUCGAGAAGAGCAACAUCCAGGCCAAGCUCGUGGACCGCGGCUUCGACCACGGCGUCUUCGUGCUGAUGCUGCUGAUCCGGCCCGAGGCGGACAUCCCCAUCCUCACCAUGUCCAUCAACUCGCGGCUGGGCAACCAGGCGCAGUUCGACCUCGGCAAGGCCAUCGCCCCAUUCCGUGACGAGGGUACGCUCAUCUUCUGCUCCGGCCAGGCCACGCACAACAUGCGCGCGAGCCGCGAGCCCACCAACCCGCUCAUGCCGUGGGCCGCGGCGUUCCAGGGCUUGCUCGACAACACGCUCACGUCCGACUCCUCACUGAGGUGCAGCAAACGCGGAGAGCAGAUCGUUGACUGGCCGAGCGCCCCUGCUGCGAGACUCGCGCACCCCACACCAGACCACUUCGUCCCGUUCGUCGCCGCCGCUGGAGCAGGCAUGGAGGAGAACAAACCCGAGGCCGAGAAGCUGUUCGGCGGGUGGGGGAUGGGCCACAUGUCGUUCGCAAGCUACGCCUGGUACGUCCAGCACUAG